AUGUAUAAUGAUGAUGAUGAUGAUGAUGAUGAUGAUGAUGAUGAUGAUGAUGAUGAUGAUGAUGAUGAUGAUGAUGAUGAUGAUGAUGAUGAUGAUGAUGAUGAUGAUGAUGAUGAUGAUGAUGAUGAUGAUGAUGAUGAUGAUGAUGAUGAUGAUGAUGAUGAUGAUGAUGAUGAUGAUGAUGAUGAUGAUGAUGAUGAUGAUGAUGAUGAUGAUGAUGAUGAUGAUGAUGAUGAUGAUGAUGAUGAUGAUGAUGAUGAUGAUGAUGAUGAUGAUGAUGAUGAUGAUGAUGAUGAUGAUGAUGAUGAUGAUGAUGAUGAUGAUGAUGAUGAUGAUGAUGAUGAUGAUGAUGAUGAUGAUGAUGAUGAUGAUGAUGAUGAUGAUGAUGAUGAUGAUGAUGAUGAUGAUGAUGAUGAUGAUGAUGAUGAUGAUGAUGAUGAUGAUGAUGAUGAUGAUGAUGAUGAUGAUGAUGAUGAUGAUGAUGAUGAUGAUGAUGAUGAUGAUGAUGAUGAUGAUGAUGAUGAUGAUGAUGAUGAUGAUGAUGAUGAUGAUGAUGAUGAUGAUGCUGAUGAUGAUGAUGAUGAUGAUGAUGAUGAUGAUGAUGAUGAUGAUGAUGAUGAUGAUGAUGAUGAUGAUGAUGAUGAUGAUGAUGAUGAUGAUGCUGAUGAUGAUGAUGAUGAUGAUGAUGAUGAUGAUGAUGAUGAUGAUGCUGAUUGA
Dicrocoelium dendriticum is the source of this 717-nucleotide messenger RNA. The record is from the annotation of a GenBank genome assembly. Lineage: Eukaryota; Metazoa; Platyhelminthes; Trematoda; Plagiorchiida; Dicrocoeliidae.